AUGCGACAAGAUGAGCUGAGUAAGCUUAGCUUUCCUGCUAACUCUGACCCUUCAUCACAGAAGCUAUCGACGCCAAAUGACACCAGCGAGACGCAGGAACAUUCUCCAGCGACGCCAAAUGACACCAGCGAGACGCAGGAACAUUCUCCAGCGACGCCAAAUGACACCAGCGAGACGCAGGAACAUUCUCCAGCGACGCCAAAUGACACCAGCGAGACGCAGGAACAUUCUCCAGCGACGCCAAAUGACACCAGCGAGACGCAGGAACAUUCUCCAGCGACGCCAAAUGACACCAGCGAGACGCAGGAACAUUCUCCAGCGACGCCAAAUGACACCAGCGAGACGCAGGAACAUUCUCCAGCGACGCCAAAUGACACCAGCGAGACGCAGGAACAUUCUCCAGCGACGCCAAAUGACACCAGCGAGACGCAGGAACAUUCUCCAGCGACGCCAAAUGACACCAGCGAGACGCAGGAACAUUCUCCAGCGACGCCAAAUGACACCAGCGAGACGCAGGAACAUUCUCCAGCGACGCCAAAUGACACCAGCGAGACGCAGGAACAUUCUCCAGCGACGCCAAAUGACACCAGCGAGACGCAGGAACAUUCUCCAGCGACGCCAAAUGACACCAGCGAGACGCAGGAACAUUCUCCAGCGACGCCAAAUGACACCAGCGAGACGCAGGAACAUUCUCCAGCGACGCCAAAUGACACCAGCGAGACGCAGGAACAUUCUCCAGCGACGCCAAAUGACACCAGCGAGACGCAGGAACAUUCUCCAGCGACGCCAAAUGACACCAAUGUAUAG
Molecule: messenger RNA, 807 nt
Organism: Procambarus clarkii (red swamp crayfish)
Lineage: Eukaryota; Metazoa; Arthropoda; Malacostraca; Decapoda; Cambaridae
Product: DNA-directed RNA polymerase II subunit RPB1-like
Source: RefSeq, a predicted model, not a curated record